UGUCCGAUCUUUCGUUUGAAUAGAUGACAUUCAAUGUUUAAACUAAAAAUCUUAACUUAUAAUUGCACCAAGGUUUAAACUUAUAAAAAUAUGCGUACUUUUAAUACUUUGUGAAAUUGACACUAGGGAUUAAUAAAAGAAAUAGAAGAAGUAGACAGUACAUCUUACAUUAUUGAAGAAGUGGUAUAAAUCAAAAAUCUAGAGUUUGAGAUUGUUUACAUACAGUUUUAAGAAUUUUAAGGAAUUUAAUGAGGAUAAGUACCAAAACAACAAAUGGGUUGUUGUUCGGCUUUGGCAAAGGUUUUCCUUGUUGCUGUUAAUAUAUUUUUUCUGGUGAUCGGCCUUGCGUUUUUCGCUCUUGGCCUUUUCGUUAGGUUUGGCUCCAGUGUCAUCAACGAUUAUGUAGAUUCUGCAAAAAAAUCGAUAGAAGAUUCAGUUAGUGGUAUUUCUACAUUUGGCACAAUUGACCUGUCAAGUUUUGAUGUAACUGAGAUGCUACGUGGUGUGGCCCUGGGUCUCAUUUUCACAGGCUUGUUUCUGGCUAUCAUCACGUUCCUCGGGUGCUGUGGAGGAUGCUGCAAUGUGAAAUGCAUGCUCAUCACGUACAUCGUUAUAUGCUGUGUACUUCUGGUCGGACAGGCAGUUGUUGUUGGAAUAUUGUAUGGAUCGCCAGAUACGAUUCACGAUAGCGCAAAGAAGCCAUUAAAAGACAAAAUACAGUCAGACUAUGCUGGUCUUAACGGCACUGAUAUCAUAAGUGUCGGGUGGAAUGUUGUGAUGAUAAAGGUCAAGUGCUGUGGUGUUAACAACUACGAUGAUUUUACUGGAGCAGCAAACUGGAUAUAUGAUUACACUUCAUUAUCUCCACCAGUUACCCUGAAAACUCCGCUGGCAUGUUGCAUGACCCUGCCAGACUCUGACGACUUUACAUGUGCUUCAAUAACUGGAGCCACAGACUCCAACAAUUAUCAAAGCACUGGAUGUUAUGACAAGAUUUGGGACGACACACUUGGGAAUUUGUCCAUAGCUGUAGGAGCUUUGGCCGGAAUUUGUUUGAUGCAGCUGUUAUUGGUAAUGUUUGCCCUCGUUAUCCUGUGCUCGGGUGGGAAGAACAAAGACAACAAAGUGAGACCUGAUGAAAGACAUGAAAGAUCGCCUCAACACAUUGACAAGAGAAAGGAAGCUCUACGAUUUUGAAACAGAACAGAAUUUUCUAUUAUUGUUUAAGGUCCUUAUCUACAAAGUAACAAAGAACCGAUUCUGCGUAGAUGCUAUUAAAUAUCAUAAUUAGUAAAUUUCAAUUUCAAAAAGACAAAGAGGUCUUUUCAGAGUACAGUGUACAUAAUAAAACUUUAUUGUCAAGAUUUAUAAAUAAUUCGCUUCAACACAUUUAAGCAGGUAUGGUGUUCAAAAUCACCCUUUCAUUGAACCGCAUUUAAGUUUCAAUAUAAAAAUCCAGGUUGUAAGUUUUAUUUCCAUACCAAGUAUUUAGUACACGGUAAUUGCUGGGCGCUAUACCAUCUUAUGUAAUUUAUACUCUAUGGCUGCCUUCUUAAUUUUUGUUGAUGUUGUUGUUGUUGUUGUUAAAAUCGUAAGAAUUAAUGUGACAUAAAAAGGUACUAAAUGAACUACAUUCGAUAAGUUUUAAGUGCUUUUUAAAAUUAAAAUGUAAGCAUCUUUA
Mercenaria mercenaria is the source of this 1681-nucleotide messenger RNA. RefSeq names its product tetraspanin-4-like. NCBI's taxonomy places the organism in Eukaryota, Metazoa, Mollusca, Bivalvia, Venerida, Veneridae. Gene Ontology annotation, cellular component: membrane. The transcript is spliced from 7 exons. The record is from RefSeq and is a predicted model, not a curated record. Bases 274 to 1197 code for a protein of 307 amino acids.